AAAAAGGAAAGAAAAGAAAACUAAAAAAUAGAAAAGUGUAUAGAAAAGCGAGACUUUCUCACAAAUUAGCCAACACUAUUGUUAUUUGCGUCAUUUUGGUUCUUUUAGUUUUUUCUUUCUCUAUAUAAAUUCAGAACGCUGUGUUGCUCGGCCAACCAACAAAAAGGUUAAAGUAAAAUAAACAAAACAACAAACCAGAUACCAACAACAACAAUCUCGCCAUGGAUAUACUGAAGAAAAUGUUCCAAUCGGAGUUUGACCAGCAGCAGCAGCAGCAGAAGGAGCAAGACGCUUCCGCUUCCGCAUCCGCUUCGAGCAAGGAUGAGUUCAGGAAGCCGCAAUGGUUUGAGGAGGCGGAAACGGAUGAUGAACUCUUCGAUGAUGAUCGCAAGUUUGCGUUCCAGGUCUUCACCAGCCCAAUGGAAAUGGAAAAACACUUUGAGCGUCAACUGCAGCGUCUCCUGGAGUCGAUACAUGAGAACAACGAGGAUGCUGGCGUUGAGCGCAAUCUGAAGGAGGACUUCUUGAAGCCGGGAUUCGAAAGCAAGAUACUCAAGGAGUUUCAGAAGAAGGCAAGUGCGCUGGACACCGAUUUGGAUGGAGAAAUUUAUCCGGAUCAAUUGUACUCGCUGAUACAGCGUCUCAAUCCGGAGGAAGGCAACGAGCAUAUUUUGCCGUCGAAUCAACGUGGUCUGCGCAAGAGUUUGCCUCGCUUCAAGCUUUCGGAUGAGGAGCUGAUCAUGGGUCGCAUCCAUGGCACCCUCAAUGCGGAUGGCGAACUGAAGCCGGGCGUAAUGCGACCCUCACGCCCCCCGCCGCCACCGCCGACCGGCAAGCCCAGCAUCAUGACACCGAUGACCCCGUUUGGUGGCGUUUUCGAUGGCACCUAUCAGGGCCCGAAGAUGUUUAGCCAGAGCGUCAUGACGAAGACGAUCCGCAAACCGGAUGGCAGCUAUGAGACCACCAAAGUCACCCAGGACUCGUCCGGCCAGAAGACGACAACCGUUACUCGCAUCGUAGAUGGUCGCAAGGAGACGACUGUCAGCCAGGAGGAUGGACUGGCCUCCAAAUCGCUGGGAGCAGCAGUCGGAGAGGGAGCAACUGGAUCUGCAACUGGUACUGGAGCUGAUCGUGUGGCGAACAUGAAUCGCAAUAUAUUUGUGACAAAAGAAGGUUACGCCAUGCCCAGGAACCUCUGGUGACCAGUGGUGAACAGCUAUUGCCCCAAUCAAGAUAAGCGAUCAUUGCUGCCACUCCAGCGACAGCAGCAACAACAACAAUAUGAAUAUAAGCAAAAGCGAUUCGUCGGCAACAUAGUCCCACACAACAACAACAACAACAACAACAACAACAGCAACUACAACAACAGCAAAAGCAACAACAACAUCAAAAUCAUCCAAAUUAGAACCUAUUACAUUUUAGUUUACAUUCUCUUCAGUGUUUGUUGGUGCAUUUUUAGAUGAAACGCAAUUGAGACAACUACAGAUGACGACGAUUAUUGAUUGACCAUAUAUUGAUCAUUAUUUCCGCAGC
Drosophila grimshawi is the source of this 1533-nucleotide messenger RNA. RefSeq lists its product as uncharacterized. Gene Ontology annotation, biological process: negative regulation of apoptotic process; regulation of actin filament polymerization. The record is from RefSeq and is a predicted model, not a curated record. The transcript is spliced from 4 exons. Gene Ontology annotation, cellular component: actin cytoskeleton; apical plasma membrane; sarcoplasmic reticulum. NCBI's taxonomy places the organism in Eukaryota, Metazoa, Arthropoda, Insecta, Diptera, Drosophilidae.